Molecule: messenger RNA, 5393 nt
Organism: Catharus ustulatus (Swainson's thrush)
Lineage: Eukaryota; Metazoa; Chordata; Aves; Passeriformes; Turdidae
Gene: RAD18
Product: RAD18 E3 ubiquitin protein ligase
Exons: 13
Coding region: 16-1596 (526 amino acids)
Biological process (GO): protein monoubiquitination; DNA damage tolerance
Cellular component (GO): Rad6-Rad18 complex; nucleus
Molecular function (GO): ubiquitin protein ligase activity; single-stranded DNA binding
Source: RefSeq, a predicted model, not a curated record
ACACCAGGGCUGGCAAUGCCCGGGCUGUGCUGGGCUGGGCUGGGCUCUGCCCUGGGCUCGGCACCGCCGCUCGCCACAGCCCCGGGAGCGGCCCGAGCAGCGCCCGGCCAGGCUGCAUUGGAAACGAACACAGGGGUUCUGCAGGCCGUGGAUGACUUGCUGCGCUGCGGGAUCUGCUUCGACUACUUCAGCAUCGCCGUGAUCAUCCCGCAGUGCUCGCACAGCUAUUGUUCCCUUUGUAUCCGCAAGUUUCUGUCCUACAAAACGCAGUGUCCAACAUGCUGUGUGGCAGUCUCAGAAUCUGACCUGAGAACCAACCGGCUUUUAGAUGAUCUAGUGAAGAGCUUUAAUUCUGCAAGGCAGCAGCUGCUGCAGCUGGUGUUGGAUGCUGCCCCAGCUCCAUCCCCCCCAGCCCCUGGCCAGUGUCCGGCUGCCGAGAGCCACAGCAGUGCUGGUGCCCAGCCAGAGCCUGCAGAGGGGCCAGGGAUCCACAGCUUCCCGAGGAAGGACAAAGGCUGCACCUCCACAGAGGCAGGGCUGCCAUGCCCUGCUCAGAAGAGUGUCAAAACUGAGGAGCACCAUGACCUGCACAGCACUCCUGCAGAGGUUGGUGGCAAAGACAGCAAAGUGGGGUCACAGGAGAUUCCUGGGUGCACCGAAAAUCAUGAGAAGCCUUCUACAUCUGUGGUGAAAGGAGAGAGGAAAGUGGAAUGUCCUGUUUGUGAGGUUGCUAUUCUAGAGCAAUAUAUCAACAAACAUCUGGAUAGCUGCUUGAGCAGGGAGGAGAAGAAGGACAGCCUGCGAAGUUCUGCUCACAAAAGGAAGGUGAUGUCCAAAGUUGUUUAUAACCUGCUGUCGGAUCGGGACCUGAGGAAGAAGCUCAAGGAACACGGUCUGUCCACCUCUGGGACCCGCCAGCAGCUCAUUAAGAGGCACCAGGAGUUUGUGCACAUGUACAAUGCUCAGUGUGAUUCCCUAAACCCCAAAUCAGUUGCAGAGGUUGUUAAAGAGCUGGAAAAGAAUGAGAAGAUUCGGGUUCAGCUGGAGUGUAAUAAAGCUGGUGAAAAUAGCUUGACCUUCACAAAGGACCAGACAGAGGAAGAAAUAGAUGAGAUCCAUGCUGAAUAUCGAAACAAACACAGAAGUGAAUUCAAGUUCUUGGUGGAUCAAGUAAAUAAACGGUGGAAGAAGACAGGUGACAGGAAAGCAGAAAAGACUCAAAACAAAGAUGAAAUUGCUGUCAAAGAGCUGCCAGGAGCCACAGAACCUGGGGAAGAGCAUCACUCAGCUGUUGUCCCUGGAAAAGCCCAGACACUCCAAUCAGAAAUUCCUGAUGGCCAGAGAAGUGAAUCCCAUUGCUUGAAGGCAUACCAGAGAUCAUCCUCUCCUGAAUUCUCCCUCUCAUCUGCCUCCACAAGCAGCACCAAUUCGGACAUUCUGGCAGAUGUGGAAGGGUCUGACACGUGUUCAGCAUCCUCUGACAGCAGCAGCUCGGUGGCCCUGGCAGGGAACAAGAGGAAGCUGCGGCGGUCUCGAGUCCCUGAGGAGAAGGACAAGGACGGAGUGAUGCCCCAGGGCAAGCGCAAGAGGAGCUAGUGCUGCAUGCUGGGAAACACCUCCUGGCCUUUUCCCAUUCCCACUGUACCUGGGUACUGAGUAAAACGCUCCAUUUUCACAUCACUGCCAUUCCAGCUGCCUUAAUGACCAGGCUGCUGGGUUUGCCCACAGCCCACUGAUGGUUGGGGUUGGGCACAGAGUGCCAGAGCCCUGUGGGAGCCUGGCCUGGCUCCUGUGCCUGAGUUCCCUUGCUAGAGCAGCAGCUGGGUGUGUGUGCUGCCACUGCUCUUGCUUGCACCCUCUGGAAGCCUCCUCUGCCCUCCUGGAAGCAGCUGCAGGACAGUUCUGUGGGGGUGGGCAGGUACUGGUGCCCCAGUUUGUGGCACAGCCAGGGGAGGGAGGGAGGAAUGGGGGGAGAUUCUGUCCUACACUAACAGGCUUUUUUAUAUAUGUCUGUGUGAACUGACUCAGCAUUGUGUGUCAUCAUUUCAGCUUGAAGCCCUGAAACUGGAAAGGAAUCUGAAGGUUGUUGGGCAUGAAGUGUUCUAGCUUUCAAGCAAAUGAUUACAUUGAAAGGUCUGAUCUUCCUUAGGAGCUGGUGGUAUUUUGUGAUGCAAUAAAGCAGUGCAAGAAAAUGAGGGAAAUGCAAGAAACCUGAACACCAGGGAAGAGUUUGAAAAACAAAGCUUGUAAGCAAAAUAUGAAAAAUACUUCAGGUGCUUUUGCUGAGCCCUGAAGUUUUGGUCAGAGCCUGUCAGUGGGAGCUUGGCAAGGAAGGCAGAAAAUCUGGGAAGAUUGAGAGUUGUUGUGUCUUGACUUCAAACUGUAGCUGGGAUUCAGAAAUAAUCCUCCUCAAGCCAUGGUUCCCAGGAAUAUUUGUGUUUGGAACAGGCUAAAUCACGGCAGAUAUAAACUAUCAUAAGUGCCUGAGGUGGAGAGAUGCAGAGGCAAAGCAGGAAUCUGGUUGUGUUGAUUUGGUUAUUUUUCUACUAAACCAAACCUUUUGAAAGAGCAAUUACUGAUGUCUGCUUUAGGGCUGCCCUUUUGUCACAGCAGCUCACACCAGGCUUUGGAAUUGGUUGCAGUUGGCCAGUGAAUGGUGAUAAUAUUGGGGAUUAUUGCCAUAAAGGGCAGAGCAGCUGCUGUGGUGGUGAGGGAGGGCACUGCUGUGGGGACACAGGGCUGCUGUGGGCAGGUACUGACAUUUCCCUGGAAAUGAGCUGAAAUUCCACCCUGCCACGGGAGUGUGGCAAUUCCAUGGGGCAGGAGAAGGGAGAGAGCAGCUGACAUGUUAACUAGGGCAUGGAUCAGACUGGUUUGCUGACAGCCUGUGAAGAGUAAUUGUUUUUAUAUCACUCGUUGUUGUCAUCACCAUUUGAAGUCCCAACUGGUGACCUGUGCCUGAGAUGGAGCUUUCUCCCUCCUUUUGCAGGGGCUGUGGGUUGGUGCCAGAGGAGAGCAGUGGAUUUGUGGAGCUCACAAACACGAGUGGGGUGUGUGGCUGUGAGACUUGGUGGCCGAGGUGCAGGGGAGCAGACACCCUGGGCAGUGUGAGGCUCAGGGAAAAAAGUGGAUUUGAUGGUCUGGUGUCUGACCCAGUGGGUGUGAUCCCCCCCUAACCCAGUGGGUGCCUGGGCAGGAUCCAGUCUCUCUUGCCAGACCCAGGGCCAGCUCCAGCCCCAGGCAAGUUGCCAGGGUGCUGCCAGGUCCAGCCUUUGCUCCUGAUCCCCCGGGUGCCAUACAUGAAGCUUGCUGCACAUCUCACCAGCCCAGGAUUCACAGGAACUGCGUAACAUAAGGGAAAAAACAACAGGGAAGGAAACAGAGUGUCCUCCCCACGCUCUUGUGUCCCCUGCUCCCCUGGGCAGCUCUGCUCCUCCGUCACUGAGUCAAGGGGCAAGUGGGAGCAGUCAGGGGCUGUGAGCAGCGGGGCUGGGGGCACAGGUCACGGCCAGAGGAGCCAAGGCAGUGCUGGCAGGGGAUGUCCAGGGUCCUGCUGGGGCUGAGCAUGGCCCACAGCCCAUCCAGGGGGAAAACCCCACCACUGUGUUCUUAGAGUGAGUAACCAUGAAGUUCCUGCAUCCUCCUGGCCCCUCUUCACUGGGCUGAUGGUGAGUGAUGUUUGUCACAUCCCCUGCAGCUGCUGCCUUGUGCUGGGCUUGGCACUCCAGGGGUGAGUGCCAGGGCCCCUCCAUCCCACCCUGCAGUGGGUCCAGCCUCUGCAGCAAUGCCCAGAGUGGAUCUGAGGCAGUUCCCAAUGGCUCCCUGGACAAUUGGGAGUAGGGCAGAAGCUCCCAUGGGGCAGCCAGGGUGGUGCUGGGCUGGGAACCUUUGGGAAGGGCUGCUUUGGGCAGGGAAUCCAUUCAGGAGGAAAUGAAUUAAGUCAUGGGGCAGUCCCUCAGGCCAAGGCAGAAGGGCAAAAGUGAAAACAAAAUAAUCAGAAAGUAAAAAUGUCCUGUCCGUGAGAAAAGCAGAGAUCCUGGGAAUGGGGGAGAGGCAGGAGCAGAGUCACCCUGCUGGCCAUGGGUCACCCUACUGGCCAUGGGUCACCCUACUGGCCAUGGGUCACUGCUGGCCAUGGGCCUCCCUGCUGGCCAUGGGUCACCCUGCUGGCCAUGGGUCACUGCUGGCCAUGGGUCACUCUACUGGCCAUGGGUCACCCUGCUGGCCAUGGGUCACUGCUGGCCAUGGGCCUCCCUGCUGGCCAUGGGUCACUCUGCUGGCCAUGGGUCACUCUGCUGGCCAUGGAACUCCCUGCUGGCCACGGGUCAUCCUGCUGGCCAUGGGCCUCCCUGCUGGCCAUGGGUCACUCUGCUGACCAUGGGCUUCCCUGCUGGCCAUGGGUCACCCUGCUGGCCAUGGGUCACUCUACUGGCCAUGGGUCACUCUGCUGGCCAUGGGUCACUCUACUGGCCAUGGGUCACCCUGCUGGCCAUGGGUCACUCUACUGGCCAUGGGUUACCCUGCUGGCCAUGAGUAACCCUGCUGGCCAUGGCCCUCUCUGCUGGAAUAGCAGCUGGGGCUCAGCAGGGGUUUGGGUGGGGGGCUCUCCUGGUUUUGUGGGGCUUUGCAGGUAUCAGGGAGCUUCUGUUGGAUUGUUUUUGCCAGGCAGAGGGAAUUUGCCCAGGCUGUGGUAACUGUUCCUGCCUGCUCAGAACAGCUUCUCUCUGUUCCCAAACUUUGCCUUGUGGUUACUGGGUGAGCUGUGACCCAGCUGGGCACACGGUGGGUGACCUGUCACACUGGGCUGUCACACACAGCUGGGCACUCUGAGCUGUCACACACAGCUGGCAUCAGAGGAGCCAGAGGGCCUGAAUUCAAAAUCAUUUGGACAAAUUGGCUGCAAAACAACCACCUGGAAUUAAAUAAAGAAGAGGAUGAAUUACCAGCUUCAGGAAGGAGAAGGUAAACACAUUACUGCAAAUGGGAAGUAAUUAGUGAGGCAGAAAAGUUUGUGUAAAUCUAGCUGGCUUUCAUUUUUACUGUGAGAGCUCACUGCUCUGGUGAAUUAUUUGGCCCCACGGAGCAUUCCUGGAGCCUGGGCUGGGGGUUCAUUGCAGGUAUUCGGUGGGACAGAAAUGGGGGCUGUGGGAACACCCUCACCUGUGGGGGCAUUCCCAGGUGCACGCCUGCUUAGGUACUCACACAUACACUGAAUUAUCCUGAGGGCUGCAGCCUCCUUCAUACCCCUUGGCUAAGAUUUUGUUGGAGUGAUGAGCACCAAACUCGAUUCACUUCCCUUUAUAUACAUGUGUAAAUAACUGUAGAAUUUGCACAUGAAUAUAUAUUCAAACAGACUAUAUUCUGGUUUUGUUCUGGCUCUUCUCUCUUUACCU